This is a messenger RNA of Pseudomyrmex gracilis, 2660 nucleotides long. It is a transcript of the gene ena, whose product is annotated as protein enabled homolog. The transcript is spliced from 9 exons. NCBI's taxonomy places the organism in Eukaryota, Metazoa, Arthropoda, Insecta, Hymenoptera, Formicidae. Gene Ontology annotation, molecular function: SH3 domain binding. Bases 271 to 2595 code for a protein of 774 amino acids. The record is from RefSeq and is a predicted model, not a curated record.
UGUUGCUCCGGAGUCACUGUCUCCGGCUGGUGGUAGGGGAGUAGGAAUUCAGAAUCGGCAAUAUGGCCGGUCAGAUGUGCAGGGUGGCGCAGUGGUGUUAGUGGUGCUGCGCGCUGUGGAUAUUUCUCUACUUCUCGUUAUUUAUAUAUGUCGAACUACCGCAAGUCCUGUCCGAAUCUCGUGUGUUUUCAUGGGCUCGGUGAUAUACUGUGCAGGAGCAGGAACACGGAUUGCAUGAAGGCAUAGCACACGCUCACCGGUCAAGCAAACAUGAACGAAGUGAGCAUAUCAUCCGCUCGUGCGUCGGUGAUGGUGUACGACGACGUGAACAAAAAAUGGAUACCAAGCGGUAGCUCGUCCGGCCUAUCCAAGGUUCAGCUCUACCAUCAUCAGGUGAACAACACGUUCCGUGUAGUCGGGAGAAAACUGCAGGAUCACGAGAUCGUUAUUAACUGCGCGAUACUCAGAGGGCUCAAGUACAAUCAGGCGACGGGAACGUUUCACCAAUGGCGGGAUAACAAACAGGUGUACGGACUCAAUUUCUCCAGUAAGGACGACGCCGACGCCUUCGCCAAGGCGAUGUUUCAGGCCCUUGAUGUGCUAAGCAACGGUGGCAACAUAUCAAGGAGUCUCGCUCCGACAACCACCACAGUUACUCAACAACAGACCGCCUAUCAACAACAGCAGCAGCAGCAGCAGCAGCAGCAGCAGAGCCAACCAGUCGCUCAGCACGAAGAAGAUAUGGGAUACAGUCAAAGUCAUAACACGCGGAUCUCCUUGUCCCUGGGCCAUCUGCCUACAGGGAGUCAGACAACUCCCGAUCACCAUGCGACCAUUAGUGGUGCCGUCGGCACCGUUAUUGAAGUGGGUUGUUCGCAUGGCUCACCAGGCAGUGGACACACGAGAACCAUGACCAGAGAAGAUGUAGCAAUAAUUCAAGAGCGCAGAAUGUCUCAACAAAGCCAAGCAACUAGCAGUCCCAAUCCUAUAUCACCAAGUUGCCCGCCAGUUGUGCAGCAGCAGCAGCAGCAACAACAACAGCAGCAGCAGCAACAACAGCAGCAGCAACAACAACAACAAUCCGGUCAUCAUCGAACUUCAUCGGCACCACCGGCACCUCAGCCGCCACAACAGCAGCAACCGGCGCUACAGAAUAUACAAGCCGGUAUCCCGGCUGCUCCGCAAAUAUCGGCUGUAUUAGCAAUUGGUCCUCCGGUACCACCUCCCCAACCGCCAAUCGCACCUCCUGCUCCUCCAUGUCCGCCGGCGAUGAUAAACUUUAAUUCGCCCGCGGCGCCACCGAUGAUGAUGAACCAAUACGCGCAAUCACCGUCAUCUCAAACGAAUCUUGCGAAUCAGCAGUCUCAAUGUCAACCUAUUUACGUAACCAAUCAGGCGAAUCAGUACGGUGCUGCACCUGCGAACGCUCAAUACGCGGCCACCACGGUUACUAGUAACAGUAGUAGCGCUGGAAACAAUGCGAACGCUGUUGUAGGUCAGAGUCCGAGCCAGUAUCCGCCGUCCGGCGCUCAAAACACUUUCUACGGUACUAAUAAUCAGACGAACAGUUACGCUACUGGCGGACAGGUUAACACAGGCCAAUACAGCCAACCGACUGCUAAUCAGGCGCAAUAUAGUAGCAGCGCUGGUAGUCAAUAUGGAAGUAGUAACUCGAUAAAUCAAUACGCCGCCGGUCCGCCGCCAUCCGGUCCGACGAGUCAGUACGCUGUCGCGCAGACCGUUGUCGGUCAAUCGCAAUACGGAACUAAUAUUGUGUCUCAGCAACAAGCACAGUACAGCGGUACCAGUCAGGUGCCAGUCCCUGCUACAGGCACCACAAAUCCGUAUGGAACACCGUCAAACUCAGUGAAUCAGUAUGCUGCCGGCGGACACCACCCGGUUAGUGCUAAUCCUUACGCUUCCAUUCCUAGUAGCGGACCGCCGCCACCCCCGAUGGUACCGCUAACCGGACCCGCUGCACCGCCACCGCCACCACCACCACCAGUACCUAACGCUAACAAUCCUACCGCUUCUGGUAGCUCUAGCAGUUCUCUGAACGAUCCUGUUCCUGACGCCAAUUCGUUAGCGGCCGCUCUACAAGCUCGUCUAAAAAAGAAACAGCAACAAUCGCAACUAACGGAGAAUAGCGGCUCGAGCACUAGCAGUAGCGGUAGCGGAAGCGGCGGUGGGAGCGGCAAUUAUGGCACUUUAGGAAGAGGCGGAGGUGGUGGAAUGGCUUCCAUGAUGGAUGAAAUGGCUAAGACUCUGGCACGCCGACGGGCUGCUGCUGAAAAGAAGCAACCUGAACAGGUGGAACCGGAAAGCUCGCCAGAUAAAAAGUCCUGGGAUAAAAACAAUACGUCAAAUAAUAAAUUUUCCAAUGGUGCCGAGUCACCGAAAUCAGUACGUAAGAGAUUCGGCUCGGCUUCGGAAGAUACUCUGCUCAAGGUAAACGGAGUCAACGACGGAGUCUCGCUCACUGCACAAGAAAUGGAGGCCUUCAAAGCGGAAAUAAUUAAAGAAAUGCGCAAAGAAUUCCAGAAGAUGAAGCAGGAAAUAAUCGACGCUGUAAGAACAGAACUCAACAAGAGAUAAAGAAAACGUUAAAGAACACGUAAAAAAAAAAAAAAAACGACAAAAGCUCUUGAAACCGAAAAAAA